AUGGCAUUGAGAACGACUGCUGUUUUGCGUAGCAGUUUGUCCAAAUGGGCAUACAACCUUUCUGGAUUUAACAAAUAUGGUCUUCUCCGAGACGACUGUCUCUACGAAAAUGAAGAUGUGCAAGAAGCUUUACGUCGCCUGCCUGACCAUGUUGUGGAUGAACGUAACUUCCGUUUAGUCCGCGCUACUCAGCUGUCCUUGCAGAAAAUAGUCUUGCCCAAAGAAGAAUGGACAAAGUAUGAAGAAGACAAGCUUUACCUCACCCCCAUCGUGGAACAAGUUAUAAAAGAAAGGAAGGAGCGUGAAAAAUGGGAGAAGGAAUAUUAA
Molecule: messenger RNA, 327 nt
Organism: Danaus chrysippus (African queen)
Lineage: Eukaryota; Metazoa; Arthropoda; Insecta; Lepidoptera; Nymphalidae
Source: the annotation of a GenBank genome assembly